AUGCUGGAAGAAAGCCACUCGGAGGCUUCAUUUGGUCAUCAAGAUUAUCAAGAAGCAGCUGUUGUAACCUCUCAUAACUUCACAGAGGUUGAAGAAAGCAAGCAAAGCAGCAACUGUGGCUCUGUUAAAUAUCUCUACAGAGCAUGGCAUCCUAGUACAACACAUGCCAAAUACAUGCCAACCUAA
Molecule: messenger RNA, 186 nt
Organism: Prunus armeniaca (apricot)
Lineage: Eukaryota; Viridiplantae; Streptophyta; Magnoliopsida; Rosales; Rosaceae
Source: the annotation of a GenBank genome assembly